AUGCAAUAUGCACAGCAUGAGAAGAAAAGAAGUCUAGCCCAUUUGCCAAUAAAUAUUGUGGUCUACCUAGGAAACUCAGUUGAAACUGGCAAGGAUCGGUGUUCCCAAUGCAUUCCAAUUUACAAAGAAUGCGAGACACGCCUAGAUUUACAACACAGCGCCCCUAUAUGCAAACCUGUGGACCCACCAUGGGAAUUGGGGCAUUCUGAAAAAGGAGCAAAUCUGUACUCAGCACUGCGAGGCUGCGCGCCAUUCUUACUGCAACGCAAAAGGCUGUCGGGGAUGCAGCAGCAGCAGCAGCAGCAGCAGCAAGAGCAGUGCGAGCAAGACGGCCACCAGAGGACUCCCCGACUUGGCAAAGACAAGAACCAGCGGCGAACGGAUGAGGAUCCUCCACUGUCUUCGAUGAGCGCACACUGCGCCUCUCGGAAAAGCCUUCGCGGCGACGCUUCCUCUGCCGCUGCUGCGGGAGAACACCCCUCCUUGUGUAGCAUCGAUCGCCCAACAAGCUUGCUGCGUCGCUUGCGCGCCUUAGAAGAGAAGCUGCUGCUCCAGCGCGACUCCCCAGAGGCGCAGAAAGGCUGCCUUCUCGACGGCUCGACGAACAGCAGCAGCGAGCGAAGAGCUGCACCACCUGUUGCAGCUACCGAUCAAUACAGCAUGGGCGCCUCGGCACAGAGAGCAGCGUCUCCCUCGCCGUCGUACCGGGAAACACCUGCUGCUGCUGCUGGUGCAAGGCGAAGCAGCCACGAAGCGCAUGCUUUUUCCAAGGCUUUGGGUAGUCAGCGUAGCAGCGGUUUUGACAUGGGAGGCAGCAGCAGCAGCAGCAGCGGCGGCAGCCGUCCUUCUCGCCUCUCUGACGUGCUGCUUUCUCCACGGCUGUCGGAAGCAGCAGGGGACGACGCAGAGCGACAGGGCCCUUUUCCUCGCAGCCUCAGGAAACACGCAGCUGCAUGCUCGCAUUCAGAGACGUGUCAGCGUCAGUCUCAAGACUCUGAGCUGCAGCAGCAGCAUUCGUUGCUGCCUAGCAAGCUGCACACCGCAGAAGCGCGGCAAAAGAGUCGUAGGCGACAUCGUCGGGAGCAGCUGCUGCAGCAACUGCACAGGCAGCACCACGAGCAGCAAUCGACGCCGCUGAGCAGCACAAGUGGCGAUGCUUCAGGAAGCCUUUUUUCGCAGACAAAAGCAAAAAAGCAGCAGCAGCACAUGCCCAUCCACUACUAUGAGAGUCUAAAGACACCCGAGGGAGCUAAAGAGUCUACCGCAACACCGCCAGCGGCAACGGCUGAAGCUGCAGGCACAGGGGGGAGCCAGCUGACAUCGCUGCAAGAAGAGCUUCGUUCUUUGAGGGAGAGACUGCUGAAGCCUCUGCGAGAUGCGCGCCGCGCAGCUGCAUCCCCCCAACAGCCGCCUCCUCCCUCCCCCUCCCCUGCUCGAUCAAGCAUGCAGCUGCCUGUCCCUUUGCGGGAGAAGGAGCUUUUGUCUUCCUCUUCCGCCAAGGGAUUGCUGGAAUGUUUAGGAGGAUCUCAGACGUCUAUCUCGUCCUUGAGCAGCAGCAGCAACAGCAGCGUCAGCCGCUGCAGUUACACUCACGCCCACACCAACAACCCGCACGCUGCUGCCUCACAGCUCCUGACUCCCAAACAGGCGAAACUCGCAGGAGCUAGCGGCUUGGAAGGGCCUUUGUCUGAUGAGACUCACAACUGGCUGCGAAGCCCACUAGCAGCAAGCGCAGCAGCUGCAGCAGCCGCGGAAGACAGCACUGCCCUGCCUACACUGCUGCUCGUGCCGCGGCUGCCACAAAUCGCAGCAGCAGGAGCAGCAGCAGCAUUACCACCACCAUCACCAUCUUCAUUGUUUCAGCGAAACUCCGCUUCCUUGGUAUCCGGCCUUGCAAAACUGCUUCGCUGCGGUGAGCGCUCCGGAGAAGGUGUAUAUACACCACUCGUCGCGCGAGCUGCACCCGCAGCUGCGGGAUCACCGCUCACAGAACCAUCACCGCAGAGAGCUCUUGUAGCUCAACCCACGGCGGAAACACUAGUCAAGAAAUCAGCAGCCACUAUCUCCGUAGGAGGAGAAGGAUCCUUAGGGGGAGCUGCCUCGAUCGAAGUGCGCCGUUGCCAGUCAUGGGGAGGCGCAUCUUGCGCAUUCGAAAGCCGCAGCUUGGAGGCUAAGCAACGAUUGCAACUUCUGUCAAACCUUGUCGGCCUUACUGCUGCUGCGGAUGUGCUGCUGGCUGCCAUUGGAGGGGAUGAGGAAAGGGUGCUGCCGCUUGUUCAGAAAGUUCGAAGCCUCAUAGGGAGGUCAGGAGGGCUUAAGGACGCUUGUGUGCACAGCGAGCGAACCGCGCGGAGGCAGGCGGAGCAGCUCGGAGAGGCGAAGCGCAUGCAAGAGAGAGCAGUCGAUUCGCAACAGGAGCGUCAGGAGCAGUUCGGAGAGAUCCAACAGCAGGAGGAGCACCCAGUCCGGGAGGCAGAAGCGGCGCUUUGUGAUGACGAACUGCAGCUGCAGCAGAAAAAAGAGACUGUCACACCGCCAACGGCACUGCCAAAACUCGAAGCCUCCGAGAUUCCCAAGACACCUCCACGACUGCCGCUCAACUUCGAUGGCUUCUGUCUCCUGCCCCCUCCAUGCAUCAGCGGCAGCACCAUUGGCUACGGUCCCCCUGUAGCUGCAGCAGAUGCUGCUUGUGCUGCUGCAGCUGCUGCUGCUGCUGCAGCUGCAGAUGCAGCUGCUGCUGCUGCUGCUGCACCGCCACGAGCGGCUGUCUUCAGUGAGGCACCCGUAACUGGGCCCUGUCACAGUUUGGCAGCAACGCCUCGAUUCGCGCUGCCUGUGGAGCAGCAAAAGCGAACGUUCAGACAGCAGUCCUCUGCUUCGCUGACUUGGGAGCCGAAAGAGCAGCACCGCCAGUCGCUGCUGCAGCAGCGCCUCGGGGAGUGGAGAAGGCAGCAGGAGCAGCAGCGCAGUCGCUACUUUUCUGACGCGGCGUCAAAAAGUGUACCUCUCUUCACCGGCAGUUCCGAAGUCGUCUGCCCCCACACCGAGGAAUUGCAGAACCAGCGUACGACACAGGCGGAUUGUCUUGCAGAGGCACCCGCUAAGAAGGGCCUAGUGGAGCCGCCUUGUUCGUCUCUUGAGGGCAGCGCAGCCGACAUGUGGGCGCUUACCACGGCAACAGCAACAUCGGAUGCAGCCUCUGGAGCUGCUGCUGCUUUUGACUGCAACACGACUGUCGCUGCAGCAACUGCCCCCCCCGCAGACCGCGCGUGCAGGCGGCUCUCCGAGGGGGAGGUGCCUCAGUCUGGUUUCGUGCAGAGCGCUCCCGAAGGGGGACUGGCACCGGCACCAUUCACAGAAAAAUCUGCAUGGCGAUCGGCCACACUGAUUACAACAGGCUCAGACUCCAGGGGAGGAGCCGCUGCAGCGGCAGCUGCAGCUGCAGCUGCUGCCUCGCCGGAGGCAGAGCGGCAACAGAGACUCGCAGACGGCUUCCGCGUGCUGCAGCAGCAAUGCUCCACGACGCUGCUCUCCCCCAGAGGUAGCCGAGAAGUGGGACGGGCGCUUGAGCAACUGUCUGUUGCUGCUGCUGCUGCUCAGCAACAGCAGCGAGAAAGAGAUCGCCGCUGGCGUUCCUAUGCCCCUGUGAUCAAAUCUUCGCGCGUGUUUCCUACCGACUCCUUCUCGAGGGAACAGAGUCUUGAGGCAGCUCCUCCUGCAGCAGUAAUGGCACCAUCUGCAGCUGAACCCGUUGCUGGGCACGACUUCCAGCCUCAAGAACUGCAGGAGAGCGCUGUGGAAGUGACACUUUCUGCAGCAGCAGAAGCAGCAGCGCCUGCCCAUUUAGUGGGGGUGGAGCCUCCCGCGCCUGCAUUUUCGCCGUCUCAGCAGCAGCAGCAGCAUGCACGCUGGGAGUCUGCGCGCGAACAGUCAGUGCGAGGGCGUGCGGCGCGAUGGGGGCUUCGUUUUCUUGCGGCUAGCACCAGCAACACCAGCAGCAGCGGAAAAAGAUUUUCCCUAAGGGGCAUUUUUCGGAGGAGGCACUCCACAGAGGGUGGCUUAGCCAGGGGUUCUCCUGCGGGAGAAUGUGCAACUGACAAAGCGACUGCGGCAGGAGGAGGAGCAGGAGCUCCCGGGGGUGACAAUGGCCUUUUCUCGCCGAGCAGUCAAUGGCUGCUCCCGCCACCGGUAAGAGAAGUUCAUCUGCAGCGAACUGCAAGCUGCUGCAACCCCUCAGCAGCCCUAGCAGAAGCCGCGACGUGUGAUGUCGCUCUUGCAGCGAUGCAGCACCCGCCUUACAUGCAUCUCCUGCCUUCGGCGGAGAAGGCCGAGCACCAGCAGCCGCAUACAACGACGCGUCCUGAUUCGCUCUGGCUAUCGCAGCAUCCCCCUAGCCACAUGCAGCAGCAGAAACAGCAGCAGGUGAUGGUAGCUGCUCCGCUAAAGCCUCGACGCUUUAGCUCGCCUUUUUCGUGGGGACGCC
Cyclospora cayetanensis is the source of this 4483-nucleotide messenger RNA. RefSeq lists its product as uncharacterized. The record is from RefSeq and is a predicted model, not a curated record. NCBI's taxonomy places the organism in Eukaryota, Apicomplexa, Conoidasida, Eucoccidiorida, Eimeriidae.